CUGGCGCAGCAAUCAGAUCACCAUUGAGCUGAUGAAGCCAACCAGAUUGGGUUGUAGCGCCACCUGCAACGAACGCAUGUUCUGCUACUUGAGUCUGGGGCACCGUUGAUUACCUAUCGCACCCUCUCAACACCUGAUCAAUGCAUGAAGGAUUGGCGCAUCAAGUUUGCGGAAAGUGAUACAGUGAACAGUUGCAGAUACGGUAACUCAAGCAGUCAAGGCUCAAGAUAAAGAAGAACAACGAAGAUCAUCACCAUGUGUGCGGCGGGGAAUAAGCCCGAUACAUUCGAGUUCGUGGCCAGGAUGGGGCGGUUGUCUUUCGUGACUGAUGGUGAUGAGAAGAAGGAGGAUUCCAAGGUGCCCCUGUCCUUCAUCAUUCCAACUCCGCCGAAUAGGGCCAAAGGAAGGGACAAACUUGGGAGAAAUCAGCGUGCCGCUAAGAGCGUGGACAUAGAUAUUGGCGGAUAUGACGAACGUAAAAGCCAGGGGAGUGGGGAACUACUCCAUAUUAGCGGAUCUGUCUCUUGGCGUCAUGACAUUGACACCAAGCAGCCCAAAACAGCCUGGUACAGGAACAGUAGGAGGAUCAAUCAUCCUAACCCUCCUCAAGCCUCAACCACCGGGCAAGCCUCCUCCUCGACUUCGGCCAACCAACCCAGCGUCAACCCAGACAUGGCCAUAUACAUGGACCAAUACCAACCUACAUCAUCACCCCCGCCAACCCAGGAAACAGUCACUCACCUAAUGACUCCUCAGCCUCCAUCCCAAGAUCAGGACCAUGAAUUUAGCAGCCAUAGAAAUGAUUCUGACAUCAGAAGGGGAAAGAAAGGAAAAAGUGAACAAGGGGAAUUUAGCAGCCAGAGCAAUGAUUCUGACAUCAGAAGGGGAAAGAAAGGAAAAAGUCAUCAAGGGCUUUCUCGACGAAGUAGUGACGAUGUCCUGUUUAGACUAAGGGAAAAUCGGAAGAAGCAUGAGCAGGACCUGGCCCGAAAACACGCCGAGCAGCAUCCAGUUAAUGAAACCGUACGAGAACCACACUUAUAUGUACGCCGUGCAACCAACCAUGUAUCUUAAGGCCAUGAAGAGUUCAAAUUUAUUAAUAUAUGUUUCUCAACAUCGUUUCUAUAAAAGAGUACCGCAUUGAAAAAUAUGUCAUGAUCCCUAACUUUUUUGUUUAGCAUAUGAAACACUGCUAAAUUCUAUUAGCUCUGCUUAUAAUUAUGUCAGGUAUUGUGUGCAAUUUAAUAACAAGGUGUCUGUUUGCUUUGAGUGUCCACUAGGUUUACGACGGGGAUGUGUAUUAUGUCCUGUGUUAUUCUCUGUUUUUCAUCAACGAAUUGGUUUAUGAGAAUGAAGUCUUGAGGAUACCAGGAAUACAACUUCUCCUGAACUUGUAGAUUUGUCCAUGUUUGCAGAUGAUGUUGUGUUUUUAUCUGGUACAAUACUUGGCCUACGACAUCGUCCUGACGUGUUGAAGGUGUUUUAUUUAAAAAAUAUUAUCAGACUGUCAAUUUAGACACAGUUAUGUAUAUCUAAAGAAUGGUGGCAUGUUGUCGAAAUAUGAACAAUGGAUUUAUCAUGGUAAAUAAUUAGAAAGUGUUUCGUCAUACGAGUAUUUUCAUGUAGUUGUCAUGUUUUCAAAAUAUUUGGUAUGUAGUAAACAUGUAGCUAAUAGUUUAAUGCAUGCUAAUCAAGAUAUUUUCGGUUUUAUUAACUCUUUGGUAUUAUAAUGAGUUUGUAGACAGAUUGAAAUAAUCAUCUGAGCAAGAUUUGCAUUCGUCCCUCUUAAAUGGCUCGAGGUCGCCUCCGUGGUCUAGUGGUAGAGCGUCCGCCCGGAGAACGGAAGGUCCGGGGUUUGAUUCCCGGCCGCGUCAUACCAAAAGACGUAAAUAGAAAAAGGGGGUAAAAACAAGGCUCGGAGUCAGUAUACCGUGUCUGAGUGGGGUAUUCAUGUAAAACUGCGGCACGGUAUCUCAGUGAGCUAGCACUAUACACACACACACACACACACACACACACACACACACACACACACACACACACACACACACUAAAUUUGAACUCUGGAUAACGCAGCGCCGUCACCGAAUGUCAAAUGUAAGCAGAAUGCAUUAUGGAAAUACUAGAUGAAAUCAAUUAUGCUUAUAUUUUGGCACAUCUGACCACAUUUAUUUUGAAGCGAUUAGUUUUUAAACGAGCAAACGUUUGUAAUAUGUUGUUUGUUUGCUUUGUUUUGAGUGUUUUAUAUCUAAUAUUCCGUCCAGCAUUGUCCUUAAAUCCUCAGUAGAGAUGAAUGUUUCAUGUCUACCGUUCCGUCCAGAAUAGUUCUUGUUAACACCUUGGUAAAGGUGUUCUGUAUAUGUCCAGGACAGCCAUUUUAACAAUAUGGUAGAGAUGCCCGUUUCGUAUCUUAACUUGCCAAGAACAGUUCUUGUAAUGCCGUGGUUGAGACGCAUGUUUUUUAUCUAACAUUCUGCCAAAACAGCCCUUGCUUGCGCCCUUUGGAUGGAUGAGUGUUUUAUAUCUGACAUUCCGUCCAGAACAAUCGUUUAAACAAUGUGGUAGGGAUUCCCGAUUCGUAUCAAAUUUGCCAAGAACAGUCCUUGUAGCACCGUAGGAAAGAUGUAUGCUUUGUAUCUUACAUUACGCUAAGAGCAGUCCUUGUAACAUUGUGGUAGAGAUGCAUGUUUUGUGUCUAACAUUCCGCAAAGUGCAGUCACUGUGACACUAAUAGAGAUUAAUGUUUUAUAUCUAACAUUCCACUUAAAGCAGUCCUUGUAACGCUGUGGUGGCGAUGCAUGUUUUGUAUCUAACAUUCCGCAAAGAGCAGUCACUGUGGCACUUGUAGAGAUUAAUGUUUUAUAUCUAACAUUCCACUUAAAGCAGUCCUUGUAACGCUGUGGUGGCGAUGCAUGUUUUGUAUCUAACAUUCCGCAAAGAGCAGUCACUGUGGCACUAGUAGAGAUUAAUGUUUUGUAUCUACCAUUCCACUAAGAACAGUCCUUGUAACAUUGUGGUAGAGAUGCAUGUUUUGUAUCUAACAUUAAAUUUUUAUAACAACAUUUUUUGUAUCAAAAAGCCCUUGUCAACGCCCAUUGCAAACAUGAGUAUCUUAUGUCUAGAAUUCUGCCAAGAACACCUUGAUAGAGAUUUAUGUUUCGUGUCUAACAUUCCGUCCAGAACAGAUCUUGUUAACACUUUGGCCCAGAUGCAUGUUGUGCAUCUAUCAUUCCGUCCCGGACAGUUCUUGUUAACACCUUGGCCCAGAUGCAUGUUGUGCAUCUAACAUUCCGUCCAGAACUGUCACUAUCAAUGUCCGACAGGAGAUGAAUGUUUUGUGUCAUUCUGUUUAUUAAUAAAUGUAUUCCAUUCAAAGUUGUGACACAUGCAUAAAGUGGACAAGUACAUUUACCUUCAAUGCAUCUUGUUGUAUACCAUAUUUGAACAAGGCAGCUGAUAUUAAUAUUAGACUUAUUUUGAGAGAAAGUAUUUUAUGAACGCAUCACUUGAUAUCAUGUUUACGAGAAGCGGUAGUUGUCAUUUGCUUCACUUUUUUUAUACCAAUGGGUUCUCAUGUUUUUGUUUGUAUAAUAUAUUUCUAUUUGACAAAUAUCCAUCAAUAUCUUAAUGAAUACAGAAAGGAUACCGUGCAUUGCUUAAUACUUGAUCAAUAAAUGAAUCGUUUUGGUGAGAGCAGAAUAUGGUUUAAUGUUUAAUAAUAUUUGAUCUAAAUCCAGUUGUAUAUUGUUUAAAUUAUUUAGAGAAGUUUCAAAAGCUUUUUGAAAACCACAUAAUAAAAGCAGGCCUGGAUCGUCUAGUUGCAAAGAUAGUUAAUCUAUUUGCUAUACUCAUACUUAUUAAUUUAAAAAGGAAAUUUAAUAAAACAAAUGCCUUUUAUGGUUUUGGAAGAGAACUGAUAGUUUAAUUCUGUUCAUUGUUAUAGACAAUCUUUUUUAAAGGUUUCUUUUAUAAACUGAUAAAUUCAUUGUCCAAAAUCCCUCACAAAAAAAAUAUAGAAAGUGAAUUUGAUAUAAGUCAAUACCUGGGCUCUUAUUGUGCUGCAUGGAUAGAACUGCUUUUGAAAGAUUAUCUACAUCGCUUUAACUUUGUUUUUGUGUAUUGAUAUUGUUGAAUUUAAUACCAUUGGCUAGCUCUUUUGUGGUUUUGUUCCGUUUAUUGUAAAAAUACAAUAAACUCAUCUGCAGUAGUUUUGCCAUCUG
Haliotis rufescens (red abalone) is the source of this 4220-nucleotide messenger RNA. RefSeq lists its product as uncharacterized. The record is from RefSeq and is a predicted model, not a curated record. The coding region runs from base 256 to 1074 and encodes 272 amino acids. The transcript is spliced from 8 exons. NCBI's taxonomy places the organism in Eukaryota, Metazoa, Mollusca, Gastropoda, Lepetellida, Haliotidae.